Rhea pennata is the source of this 1095-nucleotide messenger RNA. It is a transcript of the gene CCR6, whose product is annotated as C-C motif chemokine receptor 6. Lineage: Eukaryota; Metazoa; Chordata; Aves; Rheiformes; Rheidae. Gene Ontology annotation, molecular function: C-C chemokine receptor activity; C-C chemokine binding. The record is from RefSeq and is a predicted model, not a curated record. Gene Ontology annotation, cellular component: external side of plasma membrane; membrane. The transcript is spliced from 2 exons. Gene Ontology annotation, biological process: G protein-coupled receptor signaling pathway; calcium-mediated signaling; thymocyte migration. The coding region runs from base 1 to 1095 and encodes 364 amino acids.
AUGAUUAAUGCAGAGCCUAAUACCACAGAUUAUGCAUAUGAGACAGACUAUCUUUUUCUAAUUGCACAACCAUGUUCUAAGGGGGAAGUCAGAAACUUCACAAAAGUAUUUCUGCCAGUUGCAUAUUCGUUGAUUUGUGUCGUCGGCCUAGUUGGUAACAUCUUUGUAGUGAUGACCUUCGCUUUAUAUGAGAGAACCAAGUCCAUGACGGAUGUGUACCUCUUCAAUAUGGCAAUAGCGGACAUACUGUUUGUUCUCACUCUCCCACUAUGGGCAGUGAAUUAUGCUGCUGACAAAUGGAUUUUCGGUGAUUUCGUUUGCAAAAUGAGCAGAGGUAUCUAUGCAAUCAACUUCAACUGUGGUAUGCUGCUUUUGGCCUUUAUCAGUGUGGACCGGUACAUAGCUAUUGUGCAGGCAACAAAGUCAUUUAAACUCAGGGCAAGAACGCUGGCACACAGUAAACUGAUUUGUUUGGUUGUAUGGAUAGCAUCAGUUUUAAUCUCCAGUUCCUCUUUCCUAUACAGUGAAAGUUACACCUUCUCCAUCAAUGAAACCAAACAGAUUUGUGAUCACAGAUCUGAAAAAACAUCCAAAAGCACUAUGCUGAAAUUACUGCUGCUGAUUCUGCAGCUUGUAUUUGGCUUUUUUAUUCCUUUCAUGUUCAUGAUUUUUUGCUAUACAUUCAUUGUCAAAUCCUUACAACAAGCUCAAAAUUCCAAAAGAAACAAAGCAAUCCGUGUGAUUGUAUUAAUUGUAGUAGUUUUUCUAGUUUGCCAGGUACCCCAUAACAUCGUUCUUCUUGUGACAGCAACAAAUCUGAGCAAGAUGAACAGAUCUUGUGACAGUGAAAAGAAAAUAGCUUACGCAAAAUACACCACAGAAGCCCUAGCAUUCUUACACUGUUGCUUAAACCCCGUGCUCUAUGCAUUUAUUGGAGUGAAGUUUAGAAAUUACUUUGUGAAGAUAAUGAAAGAUCUGUGGUGCAUGAGAUACAACAAAUACAACAGCCGUAGUUCAAGGACAAACUCUGAUACUUACCAUUCAAGACAGACUAGUGAAAUUCUGAGUGAUAAUGUAUCUUCUUUCACUAUAUAA